This is a messenger RNA of Penicillium egyptiacum, 837 nucleotides long. NCBI's taxonomy places the organism in Eukaryota, Fungi, Ascomycota, Eurotiomycetes, Eurotiales, Aspergillaceae. The record is from the annotation of a GenBank genome assembly.
AUGACAAAGCUAGAGCCUUUGAAGAGCGGCUAUUACGUCUGGCAAUAUGUCCCCUCUAUGGUUGCGGCCGUCAUUUUCUUGGUGGUUUUCCUUCUCGCGACAUUUUUCCAUUUCUGGAAGAUGUUCCGGACAAGAGUGCGAUUUACACUGCCGUUUGCCAUUGGUGGCAUAUUCGAGAUCGUUGGGUAUGCGACCAGAAUCGAUUCUCACAAUAAUACUGGGAAAUUGAUGCCGUACUGUACCCAAGCAGUCUUCAUUCUCCUGGGUCCAGCUCUCUUUGCUGCAUCGGUCUACAUGGUGCUCGCUCGCAUAAUUCGCAGCGUCCAUGCAGAGAACUACUCUGUUCUGCCACUGAAGUGGGUGACCAAAACAUUUGUCCUGAGUGAUGUUGUCACAUUUUUGGUUCAAGCAGGCGGAUCAGGAAUGAUGGUCAAUAGCAGCCUUACCAACAUCGGGCAAGGCGUGGUUAUUGCUGGCCUAUGUCUGCAGGUGUUGAGUUUCUGCCUGUUUAUUGUCACUGCAUAUGUGUUCCAGACACGGAUGCGUCGCAAUCCGACUGCAGAGUCAUUCGAUAUUGCUAUCCCCUGGAAACAGCAUCUGCAUAGCCUCUAUGCUAUCAGUGGCUUGGUGCUCGUCCGAUCUAUAUUCCGAGUUGUGGAGUACGCUAUGGGCAAUGAAGGCUACCCACUGAGCAAUGAAUGGACACUGUAUGUCUUCGAUUCUGUACCCAUGUUUGCCGCCAUGGUGGUCUUUGGGAUCUGGUACCCUAGUGAUUUGAAGCCUUUCCUUGGGGAUAGAGCUUCUCAAAGCAGUGAGACUAUCGAGACCAAGGCAUGA